AUGUCGUUCCGAACCCCAUCUUCUCCACCACGGCUUCUCAAGAUUAUUCUCAACGAUCCUGAUUUUCGUAACGAUCGAAUUGGCCGCCGUCAUCACCUUUUCCUUGAUCGUGUUGAUCAGCAAACGAAGGGCAAGCAAAAUGCCCAGAAUGGAAGGCGUCGUGAGUUGGAGCUUCUCCGCUUAGGAUACGAGGUUGAGGAUACCAAGUUGUCGAGACAGCAGCGCCAAGCGAAGGAGAGAAGCCUUGAGAGGCAUUUGAGGUGGCGAGAGAAGACUGAUCUGGGCAGUGGAGCUAUCACUUGGUACUUGGAGCGGGAUGAGAAUGAGAGGUAUUGGGCAAGCAGGCGGAUCAGAUCGUUUCCAAAGCGCAAGCACUCUGCAGCUCGGACGAAAGAGUUAAAGGGGCGCUACGAAGCCAUCAAGCAGCGGAGAAAAAAGCAGGACCUUUAUCUUACUCCCGGCGAGCUGAAUAUGCUCCAGCGUACGUUUGAGAAGCAAGGAACCAGCGAAAGCAGAGGCACUGCGAAGUUGACGCGGGACGAGAAGGUUGAUAACAUUCUCGCGCGUUUGAGGGCAGCAGAUCCUGCUAAGGCGCCUGCUCCUGCCUUGACUCUUGAAGAGCCGCGUGCACUUCAGGCGGGUCACUGA
This is a messenger RNA of Lecanosticta acicola, 648 nucleotides long. The record is from the annotation of a GenBank genome assembly. Lineage: Eukaryota; Fungi; Ascomycota; Dothideomycetes; Mycosphaerellales; Mycosphaerellaceae.